UCCGCAUCUGCGUAGCUCCGGUCUCCUCGGCACCUCAGGAGGCAGUGCUUUGGCUCGUGCGUGAAUUAUGUCAGGCUGCUGCUGCUGCUGCGAGUUUCGCGGAGUAGUCGCUCGGAGACUCGCGAGCCUCCAAGGCGGCAGCAGUACUUGCUCGGUCGUUCGUCCGAGAGCACGAGACGACGACAAUCGUUUGUAGCUAUAUAUCGGUCGUACAUAUACACGAGUAGAGCGCCGCGUCCAUAUGCAUUUCUCGGCCGCGGGACUGCACAUUUAUAAACAUUGCAAGACAGGGAAAAACAUUGGAUCGCCACGGGCUGCAGUGACGUGCCUUUCUCUCUUCGCGCGAGCCACUCGUGUGUGCAGCAGCUAAAUCUGCGUUGGCUGAUGCUUUUUUGUCGUUUUGUUGUUGUUGUAUUGCGCGACUUGGCGAGUGCGCCUCUGCUCUCCGUGCAGUAGCUGCAGUCAGCACACAGGUGCCCAUGCAGCAGCAGCAGUUGUCCUUGUUACAAAAUUCGCUGAUUUUCUUUGAGAGCUUGCUGUGCUGCCUACGCCUACAUACGACAACUGCAGCCGCCAGUAGACUCAUUUAUCAACGAGAGACACAGUGCAAUUAGCUUUAUACAGUGUGCGUGUAAACAUAUAAUCUCUCUUUCGUAUAAUAUUCGACAGUGGUUGGUGUGCUCGCGGUGACACACACACACACACAUUGCUCAAGUGCACGUACAUAUAGAUACAGCUGAUUCGUGAUAUUAUCGAUAUACAUUGUGCUGCUUUUUUUAUCAUCAACGUCUUGGGCUUUUUGUCGGAACUGUACAUUGACAAAACUACCAAGUAUGGCAAGGUACGACUGGUUGCCAAAAACAACUUGGAAAUAAUCGAGAGCUCAUCUCUUAUCAAUGAUUUGUUGGGGUAAUGAAAAAGAAAUAAUUUAACAAUCGAGAGCGACGAAGGGUAUGAGGCGUCGACGUAAUAAAUUCGGCUAAAGUGCCGAAUCAACGAGCGCGAGAGAGGAAGAGUAAAGACGAGCGAAUUUCAAUUCUCGUCUCGUCUCUCUUUAAGUGUGAGCGCGUGAAUGUGUUGUGCGUCUGGCCCGACGCGCACACACGUCGAGUGCCGCGUCCAAGUGCGACGACGACGAAAGAUAAAAAUUCAAAGCCAUCGAAAUGAUGACUGCAAUGGCUAGGCUGCCUUACAAACAGCAGCAGCAGCAGCAGCAACAGCAUCAGCAACAGACGUCACCGAUCAUGCAGCAGCAUCGUCAGCAUCAGCAGCAGCAGCAGCAACACUACCUGCAUCAACAGCAGCAGCAACGUUACGGAGGAUCGUUGCACAGACAGCAGCAACAGGCCUACAGCAACAAUCGAGCUUACUGGGAGAUGCAGGAGCAGCAGGCGGCCGUAGUCGCGCCGCCGCCAGCCUAUGCCGCCGCUACGCUGCGUAACACUCACAAUAAUCGCUCGAUGCACCAUGCCGUAGCUGCCGAUCACACGGGAAAGCGAAAGAGCGCCGUGGAGCUGCUGCAAGAGUCCAAGGCGUUCUACGUCAAGAGCGAGACGGUGCUGGACCGCAAGCAGGAGCUCAAGAACAGCGGCCACCUGCAGGUGUCGCAAGUCACGGCCGCGCCGGCCCCGCCGAGGCUGCUGCGCAAGUCCUGCCCCCUGAGUCCGCUCCAGCAGCAGCAUCAACAUCAACAACAGCAGCAGCAGUGCUGCUGGGCAACGACCUGCCUGCAGCAACACGACCAGCAACAGGCGUCCUGCGACAGACUGGAUGGCGGCGAUCCCAACGUGGCCGGGAUGCCGACGACGACGACGACGAGUCCGCAGCAGCAGUGCACGAGUCAAGCGCAACGGGUGCUGCCCCUGGCACCGGCUCUGCCGCCCAAGAGUCCCCGGCUGGUACCGACGGUCUACAACGGCAGUCUCCAACGACGCUCCCUCGGUCCCAUCAACUGUUCCGCCUCCAGCAACGUUGGUAGUAGCAGCGGCGCAACUGGCGGUCCCUGCUCGGAUCAGCUGCAGACGAAGCUGAGGCGGCUGCUCAACGGCGACAGCAAGGAGAACGUCUUCUUUCCGGAGAUGCAGCAGACCCCCACCCCGCCACCGCCGCCCGAGUACUCGGCGGGCAUGAUGACGAUGAUGAGUGGCAACGACAACGGCAACGUAGUAGCAGUGGAUGACUACCCCGAGGACGGCAGCAAGUUCCGCUACUCGCCGGGGGAGAGUCUGUCGCCGUCCCUCGGCGUCUCCUGCAGGGACGACGAGCGAGCGUGGGCAGCAGCGGGGGGCGAGGUGCGCUUCAAAUUCGGCCGAAGCAACUCGCACUCGUACGGCCGAACGUCGUCCAGUCGGAAUCGAGCCAACCGAAGCAGUCAGCAGUCCCAAGCCAGCCCCGGAGGUGGAGGAGGUGGCACUUGGGUCGGCCAGGAGCAAGGCUGCUACAGCGCCGGAGGCAGCAAUCACGACCUGGAGCUCGACGCAGGCUGCCACGAGCCGGUGGUCGUAUCGUCGUCCUCGUGCCACAAGUCCCUGCCCGAUCUGCACAACUCGAGCACGAGUCGCCGAAGGGCCUCUCUGUCGCCUCGAGCCUCGACGCGCAGCUCCUCGAGGAAGACGACCCACGCGGCCACCAGCAGCCACAGCAACAGCCACAACAACAGCCCCUGUCCCGACUGCGAGACCGGCUCCGACUACUCGGACGAUCGCAACAGCUUCAACAGGGGCUCGCUCUACUACCGGAGCGGCUCGAGCUCGCGCCACAACGCCCGACGCUCGGCCGGCGACGCCAGCAGCAUUUUGUCCUCGGGGGCGCGCACCCACAAGUCCUCGGGCUCGAGCAAGUUCAGCCACGGCGCGACGGCCACCAGAGACUCCGGGGGCUCGUCGGGCCACUGCACCCACCGCAGCGAGCCGCCCAGUCGCGACUGCUGGAGCAGCAGCCACGCGAGGAGGGACAGCGGAGCCUCGACCCAGCACUCGACCGAGCGCGACCGAUCCAGGAGGAGCCCCGCCAGCUACGGUACCGGAGGCAGUCCCUCGAUACAUCGCAAGCUCCAGCAGCAGCAGCAGCCACAGCCGCAGUCGUACACGCCCGAGAGCGACAGCGCCGGUAGCAUCAGUCAGGACGAGUACAGUCCCACGGGCAAUUCCAGAUUUUCCGAUGGAUGGAAAGAGGGACGCAACCGGCCGAUACUCCGCUCCAAGUCCGACAUCUCCGACAGGUACUGGCGACACGAUAGCCCUGGCGGUGGCGGCAAGGUACCCCAGCAGCAGCAGCAGCGCUCGCUCACGCAGCUCGAGUCGUUUUUCGAUCGGCUGGGCCUCGAGCCCGAGUCCUACAGGCGCAUGACCGAACCGUCGUCGCGCGGCAGCUCGCCCGUCUUCUUCGACAGCGUGAGCUCGGUCGACUCGGCGCUUGGCCCCUACUCGGCUUGGCCCUCGCAGGCCCAGUGGGCCAGUGGUGGCAACAAUUGUGCCGGCUCCAACGACGAUCCCGUGACGCUGCAGCAGCAGCAGCAGCGGAGCUCCGCCGAUCAGCCGAGCAUCGUUGAGAGGAACGCCCGGAUAAUCAAGUGGCUCUGCCAGUGCAGAAAGGUGCAGUAUGGUUACAGCUGAGCGCUGCGUCAUUCUACUGCCCUCGACUACGACCAAUAACGCUAGCCACUUGCUCUACCUCUUCUCUUCCGCUAUAAUUAAUACGUGUUGUAUUUUUCAUUGGGACAACCAAAAAGUAUCCAACAGCCUUAUAUAUACCCACUGUGUGUAGUGAUCGACGGCUAGCUUAGAUGAGGUAACAUUUUGACAAAGUAGUUGUACGGCUAGGCUUGUGAGGAUCAUCGAUCAAGUGCGAAUUUCUUCAUAUUGGAUGUUUACAAAGUCUACGCUGUUUAUUUUACGAAAUUUUACUUUGCGCAACCGAGAAUUCAGAGCCUCCCAAAUACCUUUAUAGUCCAUAUGAAAGUAGAUUGACGAUUAAACAUUUAUAAUAAAUCCCCCCAACCUUCCCUCUUCCCCCCAGAAUGCUGUGAAAAUCUGAGAGAAUAUUAUAUUAUAUUGGAGCGUUAUCGAUGCAAUUAGAAUUAUCAUGUGCUACGUGAACUUUCGUGGAAUCGUAUGUGAGAUUAGUGUCUUGAAAUUUUCGGCCUUUGUAGUUUCAUAAUUUAUUGAUUCAUACAUAAGUAGUAUUAAUGAAAAACACGAAUGCUGGUAAAAAAGUAUAUAAUUGCGCUCGCAAAUAAUGUCACGCGAAUAGUCAAAAAAAUAACUGUGUGCAACCUCUCGACUCGUUGUCGUCCCAGUGUAAAUCAUUGUAAAUCUCUAUGUAAUGAACUCGUGGUCUAUUCGCAAAAUAGUCGGUUCUUUGAAUGUUUUAACGAUAAAAAAAAUACACGUCUUUUUUCAUCCAGAAUUCCUGGCAAUAAACACGACGAUGCAUGCGAAAUUGAAUGCUAAUUUAUUUCUAAAACUUUGAUAAUAAUAGAAUAUUGGAUGCUUGGAAAAAGUUAUCGAGUGAGCUAUUGGAACUUGUUUAGUGCCAUUUAGAAAGUGUCAAGUGUAUAGAUUUAUUUUUAUCGUCAGAGUCACGUUAUUAUGAAUUACACCAAAAUACGGUCAUAAUCGUCAUUUUCGUAUUUUUACGAUAUGUAACUAUAGUUUGUACAUAAUUUUAUCUUAUUGAAUUGUUACGUUUUUUUAAAAAUUUUAGUCACCUGGUCACUAAUCAAUUAA
Messenger RNA from Trichogramma pretiosum, 4727 nucleotides. Its product is annotated as dual specificity protein kinase splA. The record is from RefSeq and is a predicted model, not a curated record. Lineage: Eukaryota; Metazoa; Arthropoda; Insecta; Hymenoptera; Trichogrammatidae. The transcript is spliced from 7 exons. The coding region runs from base 1164 to 3614 and encodes 816 amino acids.